AUGUACAGUACUUGCAGUUACAUCCACAAAUAAAUAUAACUUGCACUUUGAAUUUUCACAAGGUGCGUGCCAGACUCACCUUUGCAUGUAGAAUUUGCCACGCAAGAUAGAUAAAUUUGAGUGCCAUCUCUCUAGAUCUAGAUAUUUAAACUUGAAUUUUCAGAUAGGACAUCUCAAUCUUAUACUACUAUUUGUUAAUUUUUAACUGAAAUCUAGAAAACUAAAUAUGGUUUCAGUAAUUAUUUAGUUGCUUGUAUUUUUAACUUUUGGCACUAUUGCAGUCUCCUCCGCCAUUACUUGCUCAGAAGGUUUCUGCUAUAGCUGUAAUUCUAAAAAGAUCUGAAAACAAGCAUGGGCAAUAUAUUUUUGACAUUCCAACUGUGGCAAAUGACAUGGGGGUUACAGCAGUGGAAUUAACAAAUCAGUUAUACGACCUGAAGUUGAUGGGAGAAAUAACUUACGAAAUGAAGGACUUGGCCUACUGUUAUAGGAUCAUUGAAGUCCCAACAGACCUGUUAUCUCUAUCAGCAGAUAACACCCGAUGGUUAUCAGAAGUUGAAAAUUGUAAGGUACGAAAAAUGGAUGCAAUGUUUAAUGCUGCAUAUUUUGCAUUAAAUCUAUGUGAUAAUAUGCAAGGUUGCGGUGGUGCCAAUCAUACACCAUGCUUGCAAAGGAAAAUAUUGGAUUACUUUUCUGGAGUUGAUAAUGCUGAUUUCUGCAAGAAAAUCGGUCAAAGCAGUCCUUUCCUGCGGGCAGAUCUAAAGGUCUUCCUGCAGAGCAAUUCACAUGCUCGAUUUACACCAAGAGCCGUUGCGAGGGUAAUGCAUGGAAUUGCAAGUCCAGCUUAUCCUUCAACAGCAUGGAGUAAAACUCAUUUCUGGGGAAGGUAUACGCAUAUAGACUUUAAGGAGGUGAUGGAAGCAGCAAAGGAAGAGCUUAAGAAUUUUGUUGGAAAAGAUACACUAUAGCCGUUUAGAAUUGAGUUUACCAUCUGACAAAUUUGGAUCAGGGGUCACCCAAUCUUUAACAGAAUCCGUCCAAGACCUGCAUUGAUCCAAGGCCCAGAAAAAAAAAGCUCAAUUUUUGUGCCCUAUCAAGCGGUUGGACUCCAACUGGGUAGUUCCGUGGCAUGUUAUUAUUGCCGUAAAUGUGGCGCCAGCACAUGUCUGUCAUCACAGAUUGAGACAGAAGCGAAAGGAAAAUUGAACCUCUGCCUCAUUUGUGUCAUUGAUUUGCAUUUUCCAAUUGUCCGUCGGCAUAGCAUGCACCUUUUGGUUGGAGGAAUCAAGUAUUUACAAUCCUUUGCUGUCUGAUAUUUUGUUGUCACCUUGUCCAAAAGAGCAAUCCCUCUGGUCUUAUAUUUAGUUUUUUUCUUCUUUUCUUUUCCAAUAGCACAAUACCAACAACGGCUUAAAGUUGUUAUUAUUUGCUUACACUUAGAUAUCUACUUUACCAAAAGAUGUUGGCAUAGAGUCAUUUGAGUUCAUAAAUUAAGGUUGGUUCAAUUUUUGACUUGAACAUAGAGUCCUUAAAGAUAUUAUUUUAUUCUAGAAUGGAUCAGAUCUAGUAGAAGGAAA
Molecule: messenger RNA, 1577 nt
Organism: Glycine soja
Lineage: Eukaryota; Viridiplantae; Streptophyta; Magnoliopsida; Fabales; Fabaceae
Product: ATP-dependent DNA helicase Q-like 5
Exons: 7
Coding region: 393-968 (191 amino acids)
Source: RefSeq, a predicted model, not a curated record